CCUCUGUCCACCCACAUCCUCCCCAUUCCCGUUUGUCAUGCGCUCUGCUUCUGCACAAGAAAAUCAAAACAAGAUUAUAGUCUGCUGACAAUGGAGGGCAUUGAGUCAACAACUAGAGAGAGGACAACAACAAAGGAUGGUAAUCAGGAUGCUGACAACAAAGUGCUCAUGUCCAGCAAGCCUCUGCAUCGCUUUGUUAGCAAGCAGCCAAGAGCUCUAGGGGUUGUCAUUGUGAUCUUUGGCUGUGCAGAGCUCCUGGUGGGAUUUCAGCUGUCCAGUGAAGUCAUAAGGAACUCUAGCAUGAUCUACAUCCCCUUUUGGCAGGGAGCUCUGUUUCUUGUUUGUGGAAAUCUAUCCAUCUACACUGAGAUACAUCCAUCCAAGAAAAUGGUGACGGUGUGUUUGUCCAUGUAUGUUGUUUCCCUCCUGGGAAUGGUAAUCUCUCUUGGCUACAGAAUAGCCUGCAUCGACAGAUACACUGACACGACCCUAUGGCCACACCAUUAUGAGGAUCCCUGGGAAAUUGACAGAGUGGAACAGAUUUUAGGAGUUGAAAUUGUACUGCUUCUCUCCUCGCUGUGUGUGACAGUGCUUCUCAUCUUCCUGAGUGCCAUUGCACGCUUGGCUCUGAAAUCCACGCACACUCAGGUUAUUAUCCAGCGAAUCCCAGCACCACAGAGAGACACAGCAUCAAACUGAGAUCAACCCCCUUUGGUCUGUUAAGUCUAACACUGGUUUUCAUGCGGUACAUUUACCCUGAAAAUUAUGUCGUAUUGUACAUUAUAUUACAUGCUGGUGUUACAGUACCCAAAGACAACAGCAAUAUAAUCAUGCAGAAAUGCCUCUCUUAUUUCUUACACUUACUUCACUAUUUUUAACUGUGAUUAAAAAAAGCAAAACUUAACAAAAAAGUACAACCCUAAUCCCUAGAAAGUUCAGCAAUUCCAGAAUAAAGUUCCUGAGUGUAAAAUUGCAAACUAUUUGGGGAUUUCAUCAGCUACAGUGCAUAAUAUCAUUAAAAGAUUAAGACAAUCUGGAGAAAUCUUUGUACAAAAGGUACAAAGCCCAAAACCAAUGGAUGGUUGUGAUCUCCGUGUCAUCAGGCAGCACUGCAUUAAUAAUAACAGACCUGGCUCUGCAGUGGAAAUCCCUGCAUGGACUCAAAAUCACAUCUGAAACACAUUGUCUGUGAACACAGUUUGUUACUGCAUCCACGAAUGUAUGUUAAAACUACCAUGCAAAAAAGAAAACAUAUAAAAACAGAAUCUACAGACUUCUCUUGGCCUGUGCUCAUUUAUAGACUGAGGCGAAGUCGAAGAUUGUCCUGUAGUCGGAAAAAACAAAAUGAACAUUCUUUUUGGAAAUCAUGGACACUGCAUCCACUGCUCUAAGGUGGACAGGGACCACCUAGCUUGUUAUCAGCACCCUUUUCAAAAGCUAGCAUCUGUAAUGUUUUUGGGAUCAUGAAAUGAAAAAUACAAUAAACGAGAGCCCAAUGAGACAGAAACUGUGGAGCAGCUGAAAUCCUCAAUUAAGUAAGAACGGGACAUAUAAUGAGACUGGUUUCCUUUGUCCCCUAACGUUAACUAAGUUUAAAAAGAAAACAAGAUGCAACAUAAACAUACACUGUCCCAACUUUCUUGAAAUAUGUUUCUGUUAUCAAAUUUAGUUUUCAUACAACAAUAGCAUUUAAAAGUUUCAACAUUUGACUAUUGCUGUUUUUGAAUCUGAAUGGUUAAAACGAGUCACAAACUAUAAAAAUAUUUUUGUAUUGACAUUUUACACAUCAACUUUUUUAGAAUCUGGGAUGUGACCUUCAUUUGCAAGGCUUAUGUGCCCCCACUGUUUGUGUCAUUCAGUUGUCUCAAGCAAAACAACACUGUUUAAAGGUACUCAUAUAAAGAAUAAGUCAUCUAAUGGUUAAUAUUAAAUUGAUAAUUCAGUGUUUUUAGAUUACACCGGUUAAGCCUUAUGGUAGCCCACGCCUCCAUAUUUACAUCAGCAUUGCUUUGCAUUAGAAUGAAAGUUUAACAGGAUUUUUCAGCCUGUCUAUAAUUUGUGUAUUGUGAUCACCUACUGUUGGCCUUUAUCUCUUUUGUGAUAAUGUCUGAUGAGUGCCCAUGUCAUCUGCAUUAUUAUUACAGUUUGAGUAGUAUAGCUCCUGAUAUUUGCAGUAACGGUUACCAGGGAGGUACAACACAGGUUUGGCUUGCACUUUUAGCUGUAUGUGGUGCAAUAUAUGAAAUGUCUGUCUUUAUUAAAUAAAAAAUGAAAAUUU
Notolabrus celidotus (New Zealand spotty) is the source of this 2278-nucleotide messenger RNA. Its product is annotated as membrane-spanning 4-domains subfamily A member 4D-like. The transcript has 7 exons. The record is from RefSeq and is a predicted model, not a curated record. Bases 91 to 699 code for a protein of 202 amino acids. NCBI's taxonomy places the organism in Eukaryota, Metazoa, Chordata, Actinopteri, Labriformes, Labridae.